This is a messenger RNA of Rubroshorea leprosula, 1554 nucleotides long. Lineage: Eukaryota; Viridiplantae; Streptophyta; Magnoliopsida; Malvales; Dipterocarpaceae. The record is from the annotation of a GenBank genome assembly.
AAAAAAAUUUAAAAAAAAAACAGAGUUUGCAACCAAACCAAAAUUAUCUUUUUCUCUCUCAUUAUUAUUUCUUAAGUACUUAAUAGCCACUUGAAGAACAAAAUCCUCUCCUUCUGUCUGUCACUUUCUCUCUUUCUGAAAAGUUUUAAUCUUCUGGAGAAAGCAAAAGAAUGUCCAUCUGCAUCAAUUCUGACUCCUCCUAACCAGAACUAUACUGUUGUCUUUUCUAGCUCGAGAAGAGUAGGGGAACGGGAAACACAGGGCAACGUCCAAGGGGAAAGACUGGGAUGGGAGGGGUUACGUCUUCAAUGGCGGCAAAAUUUGCCUUCUUUCCACCAAACCCACCUUCCUAUAAGCUCGUUACGGAUGACCUCACCGGUCUUUUGCUUCUCAGUCCCUUCCCUCACAGAGAAAACGUUGAGGUACUGAAACUGCCCACGCGCCGGGGUACAGAGAUUGUGGCUCUUUACAUCAGGCAUCCCAUGGCCACUUCCACUAUUCUUUACUCUCACGGGAACGCUGCCGAUCUGGGUCAGAUGUAUGAGCUCUUCAUUGAAUUGAGCAUCCACUUGCGGGUCAAUCUAAUGGGGUAUGACUAUUCAGGAUAUGGGCAAUCAUCUGGAAAGCCAAGUGAGCAGAAUACAUAUGCAGACAUUGAAGCUGCAUAUAAAUGUCUUGAAGAAAUUUAUGGUACAAAACAAGAAGAUAUCAUACUUUAUGGACAGUCUGUUGGAAGUGGCCCAACUUUGGAUCUUGCUGCUAGGCUGCCUCAGUUAAGAGCUGUUGUACUGCACAGUCCCAUACUCUCGGGCUUAAGAGUCAUGUAUCCUGUAAAGAAAACAUAUUGGUUUGACAUAUAUAAGAACAUCGAUAAAAUUCCACUGGUCAAUUGUCCAGUUCUUAUCAUUCAUGGAACAUCAGACGAAGUUGUUGAUUGCUCCCAUGGCAAGCAACUCUGGGAACUGUGUAAAGAGAAGUAUGAACCGCUUUGGGUGAAAGGAGGGAACCACUGUGAUCUAGAGCAUCAUCCUGAGUAUAUCAGGCAUCUCAAGAAGUUCAUCUCAACCGUUGAGAAAUCUCCUUCACAGAGGUACAAUUCCAGGAGAAGUACAGACCAAUUUGAGCAGUCUCGGAAAAGUACCGACAUUUUUGAGGUGUCAAGGAAGAGCACUGAUAGAAGAGAGAAACCAAGGAAAAGCACUGACAGGCCCGAAAAGCUGAAAAACCAGUCCAACAACAUGGAUAAGCUAGAAAAAUUAAGAAUAACGUUUGAUCAAUUGGAAAGGUCUCGAAGGAGUGUGGAUUGCCAUGAGAAGUCCCGGAAAAGUAUUGAUCACCAGCUGGAAAGAGCACGGAAAAGUGUUGACCGGUUGGAUAGAAUACGAACAGGGUAACAUUUCUUGAAGACAAUGUAAAAUUAUCCAAGUGUUUGGUGUUGGUGGGAAUUAAUUUGGUUUUCUUUCUUUUUCCAAUUUAUGAUGGUGUUGGGGCUGUGUAGUUUGGCUUGUCCUAUCUCUUAUCAUAAUACUAUGGCAAGAAAUGAUAUAUGAGUUC